Messenger RNA from Musca vetustissima, 1771 nucleotides. RefSeq names its product general transcription factor IIH subunit 1 (gene Tfb1). The transcript has 5 exons. Bases 4 to 1755 code for a protein of 583 amino acids. Gene Ontology annotation, cellular component: transcription factor TFIIH core complex; transcription factor TFIIH holo complex. The record is from RefSeq and is a predicted model, not a curated record. Gene Ontology annotation, biological process: nucleotide-excision repair; transcription by RNA polymerase I; transcription by RNA polymerase II. Lineage: Eukaryota; Metazoa; Arthropoda; Insecta; Diptera; Muscidae.
GAAAUGACCACAAGCAGUGAGGAUGUGUUGCUACAAAUGGGUGAGGUACGUUAUAAGAAAGGCGAUGGUACGCUCUAUGUUAUGAAUGAACGUCUGGCCUGGAUGGCGGAAAAUCGUGACACUGUUGCCGUGUCCCAUCGUUUUGCCGAUAUUAAAACUCAAAAAAUCUCACCGGAAGGCAAACCCAAAGUCCAGCUCCAGGUUGUUCUACACGAUGGCAAUACAUCAACAUUCCAUUUUGUCAAUCGUAAUGGUCAACAGGCUAUGUUGGCCGAUCGUGAUAAAGUCAAAGAACUGCUACAACAAUUACUGCCAAAUUUCAAGCGUAAAGUCGACAAGGAAUUGGAGGAGAAAAAUCGUAUAUUAUCGGAAAAUCCACAUUUAUUUCAAUUAUAUAAAGAUUUGGUUAUGACCCAGGUUCUGACCAGUGAUGAAUUUUGGAACACACAUGCAAAGGAGCACGCCCUAAAGAAAACCAAUAAGAAACAGAGUAUAGGUGUAUCGGGUGCCUUUCUUGCCGAUAUAAAACCCCAAACCGAUGGUUGUAAUGGUCUCAAAUAUAACCUGACCGAUGACAUUAUCCAUUGUAUAUUUAAAACAUAUCCCGCCGUUAAACGUAAACAUCAAGAAAAUGUACCUGCCAAAAUGAGUGAAGCUGAAUUCUGGACGAAAUUCUUCCAAUCACAUUAUUUUCAUCGUGAUCGUAUUACGGCCGGCACCAAAGAUAUAUUUGCCGAAUGUGGUAAAAUCGAUGAUCAGGCAUUGAAGGCUGCUGUGCAGCAAGGUGCCGGCGAUCCUCUGCUAGAUCUUAAACAAUUUGAAGAUGUGCCAUUGGAGGAGGGUUUCUGUAGUGUCUCAGGUGAUCGUAACAAUGUGAAUAGUGGAAAUAUUGUACAUCAAAAUAUGAUAAAACGAUUCAAUCAACAUUCAAUAAUGGUGUUGAAAACGUGUACAGAUGUAACGGGUGGCGCCGCGGGGACGGGCCCGUUAAAUAAUCAAAGUAAUGAUAAAACGACAGAGAAUGGCAGUGCCGAGAAGAAGCAAAAAGAAAAUACAACAAAUGGUGGCAAUGGGGUGCCGCCUGCCUCAGGAAGUCCAGAAAAACCUGCCAAAAGACAACGAAUUACAGAGAAAAUUAUCUAUGAAGAUUUGGGGGAACCAUUGCUGGUGCCCGAGGCCAAUAGUGCUGAGGCUAAGGCAAGAUCACAACAAAUAAAUCUCUGUAAAGUUGAACGUUACUUACAUGGACCCAUGCCAAGUGCCAAUUUUGAUACGCAUGAAGAUCCACGGCGCAUGGAAGAGAUACAAUAUCAUUUGUUAUGCUCCACAGAGAAUUGGAAUCAACGAGUACCUCAUAAAGUUUUAGUUAGUUCAACGGCAGCUGUUAAUGCACUGGGUGAGCUUAGUCCGGGUGGUGCGCUUAUGCGUGGCUUUCAAGAGCAGUCUGUAUCACAACUUGUACCACCGGAUUUUGAAAAAGAUUUAAGAAAUCUUUAUCUAGCUUUGUCGGAAUUGUUAAAACAUUUCUGGCAUUGUUUUCCACCCACCACUCAGGAAUUAGAGGCUAAGGCUGUGAGAAUGCAUGAGGCACUGCAACGAUUCAAAAUGGCCAAACUGCAGCCUUUUGAGGAUCGUUGCCAACAAAAAUUAUCACCCUUGGGCGGCACACUGACACAGCAUUUAAACCGUCUACUCCAAUCGGCCAAUACAAAAUUUGUAACAUGGCAGGAACGUAAAAUGCGCCAACAUAAAUAGUUUUUUGUUAUAUUUA